AUGUGGGUCCCCGCAGUUGCGACGACAUUGAUCCACCUCCCCACAGCUUUCCUCACAACACAUGUGCGAGCAAUCAGCGCGCUACUAACCUCUAUUCUCCAAUUGACAUUCACCGGCCUUUUAUCUGGCGGUAUCUACAUUCACCAUGGCGACGCUGGCGCUGGACGAAGACGAGCUCAAGUCCGUGGAGCACACGGUCGCAAGGCUAGCCCAACUAUCCAGCAGCAUCCAGAGCCUAAAGAUGGACAUUCUAAAAAGCAAUCCCCUGCCGCACCCGUACGUCUCGCAGCGCCCAUCAUGUCCCAGAAACCUCACGUGCACGUAUAUUCACCCGCAGCGGGCAACAGUUCGUCCCUCCAGGCCUCUGCGCAGAUCCUGCAGCGCAACCUGCAGUCCGUCCUCGAGAGCCUCAACGACAACGCGGAGCUGUUUACGCGAAUGGUCAUCCACCCGUCGACCAACUACCCCGGCCGGACGCAGGAGAAUAUCCUGACGCAGUUGCUGCGCAAGAAGCUGGAGCCCGACGUGGAGGAGCUGGUUGCCGAGGGGCGCGAGACGGCGAGGCUCGCGACGCCAGAGGGGGUCGCGGAGCUGCAGGCGAUCUGGGACGAGCUGCGGGAGUGGACGCAGGGCCGGAUUGCGGCCUACGUGCGCGAUGAGGCGGGCGAUGUGUAUACCCGUGAGGAGAGGGAGGCAGGGGUGGACAGUGUUCGCACGGGGCUGAGGAGGGGUCUUGAUGAGAGCGACGAGGACGAGGACGAGGCGGAUGAGGAUGAGGACGAGGAUGAGGACGGUGAGGGGGGCGGCAAUAUGGUGCCCAGAGGGCCGGAGCCGGAGACGCUGUUGUGGUUUGGGGCGAGGGGGGACUUUGAGCUGCCGCGGAACGUCGAGUUUGAGCGCAAGAUGGGCGUGAAGAGGGGGCUGGAGGGUGUGAAUAUACCGCCUGAGAGAAUGGACGGUGUCGCUUCGUCUUAG
Messenger RNA from Metarhizium brunneum ARSEF 3297, 975 nucleotides. The record is from RefSeq and is a predicted model, not a curated record. NCBI's taxonomy places the organism in Eukaryota, Fungi, Ascomycota, Sordariomycetes, Hypocreales, Clavicipitaceae.